Messenger RNA from Lepisosteus oculatus (spotted gar), 7534 nucleotides. Lineage: Eukaryota; Metazoa; Chordata; Actinopteri; Semionotiformes; Lepisosteidae. The record is from RefSeq and is a predicted model, not a curated record.
UCCAGAUAGCUGGAUAAAAUGUAACAAAACAGGCAACAACAUUGUACCUGCUUAAAGGAGCCGCAAUCGUACCGAAACCUCUCUUUCAACUCCACCAGUGAGUAAAAUCAACACUUUCUUUUGGGGCUUUUGAUAAGAAAAGACGAAAAGUGAAUGCAAAAAUUAAAAAAGAGAAAAACUGGAGAUAAAACAAGCGUGGACUCUGGACGGUCGUGAAACUAAAGCAAGUCAGAGACGGAUAAAGAUCGACUUGUGGAGGAUCAAGCAGUAAAGAUGUUACCAUAGAAAAUGAGAAAACAUGAGAAACAAACCAGGAGAGAAGAAAGAACUGAAGCUCCACUAAAGUGGACUUUUGUAUCGCAAUGGCUUGAUUUUUUUUCUAAACAUUAAGAGCUUUAAUUAUGAUUCCUGCUUGCUAAAACAAAACAAAAAGAAAAGUUUGCAGCUUGUCCUUGGGAUAUUGAAUUCUAUGAAACAGCUGAUUUUGGCUGUCCCUGUUUCUGUUGGUGGGGCCACCUGUUUUCUGUUGGUUUGUAUUCACCAUGUCCAAAGUGCUACAAAAGAAAAACCAUUGGACAGCAAAAGUUAAUGAGUGCGCGAUUAUCAAAGACGCUCACGGGGAACUGAAUGUGGAGUUGCUCGGGGGAGCAGAGAAUGGAGAGUUUCCGUACAUCGGGGAAGUUAAAGAAGAUGUCGCGGUUUUCAGAGAAGGAAAAUUAACCGAGGGGGAAUUGAUCCUGGAAGUAGAGGGGCUCGCAGUGUCUGGAUUGCCCCUCUACGAUGUACAGACAGUGAUAAAGAACUGCAAGGGUCCCGUCAGGUUGAGAACUGUAAAACAAGGAAGCAGACUCAAUAAGGAUCUCAAGCAAUAUCUAAGUCAAAGGUUUCAGAAGUCAUCUGCAGACCAUGAGCUACAGCAAACCAUCAGAAAUAACCUUUAUCGCCAUGCUGUGCCUUGCACAACCCGGCCUCCAAGAGAAGGAGAGGUCCCAGGAGUAGAUUAUAAUUUUUUGUCUGUGCAGGACUUUCUGAACCUUCAGGGUAGUGGGACCCUUCUAGAAAUUGGAACAUAUGAAGGUAACUAUUAUGGAACUCCCAAGCCUCCGAGCCAGCCCCUCAGUGGGAAAGUGAAUACCAGCGAUGUUUUGCAAGACAGCCUGCCUGGCUCCCAACAGUCAACCCCUAAACGGACCAAGUCUUACAAUGAUAUGCACAAUGCUGGAAUAGAGCACACAGAGAAUGAAGAUGAUGACGAACUGCCUGAAAUGAACAGUAGUUUUACAGGAGACUCCAGUGAACAAGACGAGCUGCCCGCCGUCCACCUGCACCCCUCCCGAGAAAAAGCCCCGUCCUACACUGUUAACAACACCUCUGCGUCAACCACGGAAAAUUCCCAGCAGCCACACCCACACCUUCACCCUCCUGAAGAGGACGAGCUCGGCCCUCUGCCGGACAACUGGGAGAUGGCAUACACGGAGAAUGGGGAGGUCUACUUCAUAGACCACAACACAAAAACAACAUCUUGGAUAGAUCCGCGGUGCCUGGAGAAGCCCCAGAAACCAUUAGAGGAGUGUGAAGAUGAUGAAGAAGGGGUACAUACUGAGGAGCUGGACAAUGAGCUAGAACUACCAGCUGGAUGGGAAAAAAUAGAUGACCCAGUAUAUGGUGUUUACUAUGUAGACCACAUCAACAGGAAGACACAGUAUGAGAAUCCCAUACUGGAAGCCAAAAGGAAAAAACAGCAGCAGCCGCCAGAAGGUGAGCGGUACAUUCGAGAAUGGAUAGAGGAACAUUCCUCUGCUGGUGCCCCUCUCGCCAGUUAUUCCACAAACCACCAAGAAACCUACAGAGAACCUCAGGCGGCUCCUCCACCCCUGCCUCCGUUAGGUGUGAAAAGAGGAAAACCGUUCUUCACCAGAAAUCCUGCAGAGCUGAAAGGACUGUUCAUUCACACAAAGCUGAAAAAGAGCCGCCGAGGGUUUGGCUUCACUGUGGUGGGAGGGGAUGAGCCCGACGAGUUUCUUCAGAUUAAAAGUUUGGUUCUGGAUGGGCCUGCUGCUCUUGAUGGGAAAAUGGAAACGGGUGACGUGAUUGUGAGUGUAAAUGACACCUGUGUCCUGGGAUACACGCACGCUCAGGUUGUGAAGAUCUUCCAGUCCAUCCCAAUUGGUUCCAUGGUGGACCUUGAACUGUGCCGGGGUUAUCCUCUGCCCUUUGACCCCGAUGACCCAAACACCAGCUUGGUAACAUCUGUGGCAAUUUUGGACAAGGAGCCUAUCAUUGUCAAUGGCCAAGAAAACUAUGAGUCACCGUCCAGCCAUGGCAGUCAAACGGCCAACGUCAAUGGAAUGAAGGAACCGAGACCCUACAGUCCCUCCGCUGAGGUGGCUUCAAACAGUUCCCAAAGUUACCCGAAUGAUGUAGUUACGUUGGCAUCUUCUAUAGCAACUCAGCCCGAGCUAAUUACAGUUCACAUGGAGAAAGGAGACAAAGGCUUCGGUUUCACCAUUGCAGACAGUCCGCAAGGCGGAGGCCAGAGGGUGAAGCAGAUCGUUGACUAUCCCAGGUGCCGAGGCCUGAAGGAAGGGGAUAUUAUAGUGGAGGUGAACAAGAUGAAUGUCCAGAACCUGACUCAUAAUCAAGUGGUGGACAUGUUGAGCAAGUGCCCGAAAGGAAGUGAGGUCACAAUGCUGGUUCAGAGAGGACUGGUGCCUACAAAGAAGAGUCCAAAGCUGCAGCAGCAGCAGCAGCAGCAACAACAACUUGAGAGAAAAGACAGCCAGGGCAGCUCCCAGCACAGCGUCUCCAGCCACCGGAGCCUUCGCACUGAGUCGCCCAUUCACAGCGCCCCCGUUCUUCCCAGCUACUCCAGCAGCACCGCCACGGAGGGAGCAGCGCCCCCUCCCCAGCCCCCACAGCCUCUGCAGCCACCCCAGCCCAUACAGCUGCCACAGGAACCAGGGGACGGCACAGCGCAGAAGAAGCCAGAUCCCUUUAAAAUCUGGGCCCAGUCGAGGAGCAUGUAUGAAAGUAGGCUACCUGAUUAUCAAGAGCAGGACAUUUUCCUGUGGAGGAAAGACACCGGGUUUGGGUUCCGAAUUCUGGGUGGCAACGAGCCAGGAGAACCUAUUUAUAUUGGUCAUAUUGUGAAAUAUGGAGCGGCCGAUGAGGAUGGACGGCUAAGAUCGGGGGACGAGCUGAUCUGUGUGGAUGGAACCGCUGUUGUAGGCAAAUCCCACCAACUUGUUGUCCAACUGAUGCAGCAGGCUGCCAAGCAGGGCCACGUCAACCUGACUGUGAGGCGCAAGACGGCGUUUGGAGUAUCCAAAGUGGACGGUGAUGUCCCGGCCUCACCGGCCUCCUCCCACCACAGCAGCAACCAGGCGCCCUCCCUCACUGAGGAGAAGAGGACCCCCCAGGGCAGCCAGAACUCCCUCAACACGGUGAGCUCGGGCAGCGGCAGCACCAGCGGCAUCGGCAGCGGCGGGGGCGGCGGCAGCGCAGUGGUCAGCGCGGCGGUGCAGCCCUACGACGUGGAGAUCCGCCGCGGGGAGAAUGAGGGCUUCGGGUUUGUCAUCGUGUCCUCAGUCAGCCGGCCCGAGGCGGGAACCACAUUCGCUGGAAAUGCAUGUGUGGCCAUGCCUCACAAAAUAGGUCGGAUUAUCGAGGGAAGCCCAGCGGACCGCUGUGGGAAGCUGAAAGUAGGAGAUAGGAUCCUGGCUGUUAACGGCUGUUCCAUCACCAACAAAUCACACUCGGACAUUGUGAACUUAAUCAAGGAGGCCGGAAAUACUGUCACCUUAAGAAUCAUUCCAGGAGAUGAGUCCUCCAAUGCGUCUCUCUUGACUAAUGCGGAGAAGAUUGCCACCAUAACCACCACACAUACACCUCAGCAACAGGCUGCACCAGAGACAAGGAACAACUCAAAACCAAAACAGGACACUCUGUUUGAAUUUAAACCCCCCCAACCUCCAACCACAGCUACAGCACAAUCUCAAGCCCAGGAUACAGAAAUUUACUCUGUUGAUCUUGAAAGGGACUCCAAGGGUUUUGGGUUCAGCCUGCGUGGUGGCCGAGAAUAUAACAUGGAUCUCUAUGUCCUGCGGUUAGCUGAAGAUGGUGCUGCAGUUCGCAAUGGGAAAAUGAGGGUUGGCGACGAGAUCCUGGAGAUCAAUGGAGAAACCACAAAAAACAUGAAACAUUCCCGCGCAAUAGAACUGAUUAAAAAUGGGGGCCGCAGAGUCCACAUGGUUCUGAAACGUGGAGAUGGCUCUGUGCCUGAAUAUGACGCCAGCAAUGACAGGAACAGUACCACCGCAGGUUCACAAAAUGUUUCGGAAGUGAAAACCUUGCCACACAACAGUCGAUUUCACCCAUCAUCGGAGUCCAGUUAUCCACCAGAUCUUCACAAAUCAUCACAAAAUGAGGACAAGAGGAUGAGGGAUCCUGCGGGCAGCAGGGAGCAUGGCAGAUACUCCAAUCACCACCACACAUGGACCAGUCAUGGAAACUACAAGAGCCACACGCAUCGAAGACACCGGUCUCCCGAACACAGGGGUGGGCACAGGCGCCAUGGGAGGAGAUCCGAAGAAAACGGAACAGCCAAGCCACAGAAGGGCACAAAGAAGGAUGAGAGUCCCGGGAAGAGGAAGACUGAGCACCACUCGCACCACAGGAGACACCGUUCUCCUGACAAGAGACGAAGUGGAGCCAAGAGUGUUGACAACACCUUCGACAGGAGGCAGGAAAGAUCGCCGGAGAGGAGGAGAGUGUUAUCCCCUUCCCGAGAAAGGAGGUCCCUGGACAGAUAUGGGGACUCCAGGCGAUCACCAGAGAGGAGGCAGGAUUCUUCUCCUGACAGGAGGAGAGCAAAGUCCAUGGACCGAAGACGAGAACACUCUCUGGAGAGCCAGAGGGACUGGUCACCUGAGAGAAACUCCAGGGAGGAAAACUUUGGGAGAGAUGCAUCACCUGAAGGGAAUUACAAGAAGGAGGUGUUUUUAAGAGGCAGGUCUCCAGAAAGAAACAACAGAAGUGAGAAUAUGUGGAAAACCAGGUCACCGGAAAGAAGCUCCAAGAACGAAACCUUGACGAGAGCCAUGUCGCCAGAAAGAAACUACAAAAAGGAAACCCCCUCAAGAGGAAGGUCACCUGAAAGAAAAUACCAGAGCGAAAAUUUUGUAAGGGACAAGUCUCUUGACAGGAGUGACAGAGAGGAAAAAUUCCUGAGAGACAGGUCACCUGAAAGACAUUACAAAAAUGAAAAUUUAAUGAGAGACCCAUCGCCUGACAGAAGUUACAGAGAUGACCAGGUCCUGCCCAGAGUCAAGGAGUACAACACAUUGAAGUCCAACACAAGCAGAGGUUCCAGACCACUCCCUGAGCCUAAGAGAAGGCCCUACAGAGAGAGCCACAAUGACCUCAGCAUCUGAUCUCAUGUCGUGGUUGUGCCACAUUUCUCCUCACAACCCCAGCCCGUCUGCCCUGGAAGAAGUGGAACCUGGACUUUUGAAGAUAUUAAAUUAUUGAUUUGAGUUUCUUGUGUUCCCAGAGAUUCAAAAAUUACCAACAUUUACAGCAGAAGUACAAUCUGAAAAAUGCAUUCUUUGUUUUAUUUUGCAUAUAUGCUUUAUUCAAAAUUUUACCGAACAAUUACAAGAAAAAACGAUUAUGUGCCUAACAGUAUCACAGUGACAUUUUUUAAAUGAUGAAAGAGGUUUUUUUGCAGUUGUUAGAUGAAUACAAAUUCCUUCUUUUUCCAGAGAACCCUUAUAUGCGCCAGACUCUUUCUGACCUCUGGUGCACAGAUAUGUCAUACGCAUGUCUUAAAACUGAAUGGUUUUGGCUACUUUUUUGUCCUUAUCAGUGCCACUGUUUUCUAGCUAUCUGAUCACAAUAUAGCACAAUCCUGCUUUGGUUUAUAUAGUUUUUGGCAGUUUGCGGUAUAUGUACAUUCAGAAGUGUUCAUUUUAAAGGAAUGAAGGAAAAAUUAAAAUAAUAUAUUUGAUUUAUCCUCUUGAAAAUGAUGUCUAAUAUUUAUAUAAAUUCAGCACAGAAAUUAGCACAUUUUAGAUUUAAGGGGCAGUGGUGAUUCACAGUCACAUAAGUAAAUGUUACCUCUUUCAUUCACUCUUCGCUCUGUACUGCUGUAUGCUACUGUUGAGAGAACUGCAGUAGUGUCUGUCUUAUCUUCCAGCAACGAAGACACAAAAAAAUGGAAAUAUCCCCUUAAAGUAGGUUGGGAGCUCUUCUUUUAUACUGAAACUAUUUCCAAGAAGACACAAACAAAAAAAAUAGGCUGUUUCCAUCCUGAAUUUGUUUUGAAAAGAAGCCUACUGAUUAUAAGAAAGUAAUGGUCGGAUGUUUAUGCUAUAGUGGGGAAAAAAGAGCAGUACCAGGAUUAUGUUUCUGAUCUCUUUUGCAGAAUGUACUGCCAUUUCCUGAGCCUUUAAAGAUAAAACCCUAAUGAAGUGCUUUUGUUCUGGAGAUAAAAAAAACGGAAAGUCUUUUCCCAGUUAAUGUUGUUAAUGACUUUAAAAAUGCACUGAAGUAAGAUGGUAAAACGGUUGUUUCCGAGGACAACAAAAGAAAUUAACUUAAAACAGAACUUCUGGUUGCAAUGCCUCAAUGCAACUUUAUCUAGAACGAUCAGUGAAACAUCUUUGAGUUAUAAAUGACAAGCUACAUCUUAGUGUUGUGUGGUCAAGGUCUGUUGUGGUACCAAAUUGAGAAAAUGAUUGCUAACUGCCUCGCUGAGCCAUAAUGUUUGCCAUUACUGUCAGACCACUACAGUAAACUGCUGCUUUACAGUGCAUUAGUGUGUAUAUGUGUAAUGUUUCACAUUUUUCCAUGAAAAAAACAACAAAAGCAUUGCAAGUUUUAUCACUGUUGUUGCCAUGGUACUGUAACAAAGUUUAAUGGCCAACCAUCCUGUGUACAGAAUUUAAUAUGUAAUUAAUAGAGCCUGUUGGGGAAAAAAAAAUAAAAUGUUGCCUUUUUCUUGUAUAAAAGAGAAUUUAUGAUAAACCUUAGCUGUGAGGAAUGUGAUUAAGUGUUUAUAUUUCUGAAAUGGAACACAUGAUUCAUGGGAAAUAUUUUAAUGUAUACUGAAUCAGGUAUGUAAAGCAGUUUUAAAAUGGAAGACUAUAUAAGUAAAUCUGAAGCUUUUUGUUGGUUUGAAUUUUUCUUCAUGGUGGGCCUGCCUGUGUAUUAUAAAGCACUUGUAUGCAGUCUGUUCUUUAAGCAUUAUUUCUUGCAAUGUGCUAUAGACAUAAUGCUAUCUUAUGUGUUGAUGAAAAGCAGUAUAUGGGCCAAUCUUUUUUAUAAAACACUAUGCAUAUAUAAAUACUACAUUGUUCAUAGCUUUAUUUGAUGCAUAAGGCUAUACAUAACAUUAGUCUAAGUACAAGUAGAUGUGGAUUUACCCCGUACGAGCUUCUUUCCUUGAAACGGAUCACAAUGUAUAUGUAGCGACAAAAAAAGAAGUCUGUGAAUGCUAUUUUUAUUAUCAAAUAAAGUUUUCCAUACAAAUUCA